AUGGCGGACGUUGAGUUAUUGAAGUCAAAAUUUGAGUACCACCCUGACUGGCCGAAGCAGGGGAUUUUGUUCUGCGACAUAUUCCCCGCGCUGCGUGACCCUAUUGCGUUUGAGAUGUUGAUCACCAAUAUUAUGUCACACAUUUUUACGGUCACGCUCCCGCGCCUCGCCGAAAGCUCGAAGCAGACACGGAUCAACUACGUGGUCGGCUUGGAUGCACGGGGUUUUCUGUUUGGUCCGAUUAUCGCUCAGCGCCUCGGCGCGGGCUUUGUGCCGAUUCGCAAGCGUGGAAAGCUGCCCGGCGACUGUGCCGCUGCGACGUAUGCCAAAGAGUACGGUGAGGAUUUGUUUGAGAUGCAGAAGAAUGCGAUUCCACCGCACUCCAAUGUGCUCAUUGUCGACGACUUGAUUGCUACCGGAGGCUCUGCCGCCGCGGCUGGCGAACUGGUGCGCCAAGUACAGGCAAAUACUGUCGAGUACAUCUUUGUCGUCUCGAUCCCCUUUCUCAAAGGCGCCGAGAAGCUUGAUGCACCAGAGUACCACCUUGUAGAAAUGGAUUAG
Malassezia vespertilionis is the source of this 561-nucleotide messenger RNA. It is a transcript of the gene APT1, whose product is annotated as adenine phosphoribosyltransferase. Bases 1 to 561 code for a protein of 186 amino acids. Gene Ontology annotation, biological process: adenine salvage; AMP salvage. NCBI's taxonomy places the organism in Eukaryota, Fungi, Basidiomycota, Malasseziomycetes, Malasseziales, Malasseziaceae. The record is from RefSeq and is a predicted model, not a curated record. Gene Ontology annotation, molecular function: adenine binding; adenine phosphoribosyltransferase activity; AMP binding. Gene Ontology annotation, cellular component: cytoplasm. The transcript is spliced from 2 exons.